Frankliniella occidentalis (western flower thrips) is the source of this 1019-nucleotide messenger RNA. RefSeq names its product 28S ribosomal protein S21, mitochondrial (gene mRpS21). The record is from RefSeq and is a predicted model, not a curated record. Gene Ontology annotation, cellular component: ribosome. The transcript is spliced from 3 exons. Gene Ontology annotation, molecular function: structural constituent of ribosome. NCBI's taxonomy places the organism in Eukaryota, Metazoa, Arthropoda, Insecta, Thysanoptera, Thripidae. Gene Ontology annotation, biological process: translation. The coding region runs from base 624 to 887 and encodes 87 amino acids.
GAUCGAUCGGCUGAUCUCCCAACCCUGACCCAACGUUGAACAUGUUUAAACCGAGGAAUUUAUAGUUGUAAUGAUUGCCAAUGACUGUUUUGUUAGCCAUUGACCACAUGCCUUUCGUUGAUUCAUUCAAAUUUGACCCGACGGUGAGAUGAGACGUUGAUCUAACCUGGUUAGGUUAGUCGACCAACAACAUCGCCCCAUUUGUGUUUAUUAGCUUUAAAUCAACAAAUCAACAUCCUUCGAUGCUGCGGGAUGUUACCAAUGAGUAGGAAAAGGUAAUUGAGAGUCUUGACAACAUCACAUUCGUAUUUGCAACGUUUUGGGAAGGUCGGGAGAUCAGCCGGUCGAUCUCCAGCCUCACAUCGACACCUCGACACACACCUCAACCGAUCGACUGACAGCCUUACCUCCCGAUAGACCGACAGACCUCCCGACCUCACUUUCCUUAACAGAAUGCGCCCCUCUACUAGUGCUCGUUUGGUUUCUGCAAGCAGAAGACUUUUUGUGUGUUAGAAAGGCGUUGGUUUUCCUAAGAGGUUAUUUGUUUUGUUACUCUAUAACUUCAAAAAUAGUACAUAAAUUUUAUCUGCUGAUUCAAAGUCAAGAUUUAUUGAAAGCUGAAAAUGAGACACGCGUCGUUCAUCGCGAGGACUGUCUUGGUGAAGAAUGGUUCCGUUGAUGAAGCUAUGGGUCUGUUAAACAACAUUAUGAGUCGUGAUGGUUUCUUUGAACAAUUCAGACGCACACGAUGUUAUGAGAAACCUUUUGAGAUGCGAAGAAGAGUGAACUACACUAAGUGCAAGUCAAUCUACAAUGAAGAAAUGUCUCGUCGACUGUCAUUCCUCAUGCGAGUCAAUAGGACUGAUCCUUACCCAGGGUCCUCGUGAUACUACUAUAAUUCCUGUUUUUUGUGUUGUGUUAUUGGCUUAGAGGAUUAUCAAUGAAAAGUCAUGUUUUUAACUUCACCAAACUGGCUUUAUUUCCAUACUUGAAUAAAAAGGAGAAGCUAAAUACAUAAA